Messenger RNA from Ostrea edulis (European flat oyster), 1811 nucleotides. Its product is annotated as E3 ubiquitin-protein ligase TRIM71-like. The transcript is spliced from 2 exons. Lineage: Eukaryota; Metazoa; Mollusca; Bivalvia; Ostreida; Ostreidae. The coding region runs from base 258 to 1163 and encodes 301 amino acids. Gene Ontology annotation, molecular function: zinc ion binding. The record is from RefSeq and is a predicted model, not a curated record.
AAAAUGUGCAGGUCAGCCGCUGACAGUAAAAGCCAGUCGUGCUCGCAAAAGGUCCAUUACACGUAUUCAAAGGAAGCUAUUCCGGUUAAAUUCGACAUUUAAUUAAAUGUUCCGAGUCACUAAAAUAAUUUUCAUUAUUUUCUUUGUUAUUUACUUUCGUUGUUAUUCGUGUUACCAAAAUAAAGCACACCCAUAACAGAAGUUGUUAAAACGUCCUCUGGAUCACACUUGUUAACAUAAUCAGAUCAUCAACACAAAUGGCAACAGCUAUAUCGUUUGCCCAGCACUACAUUGAAUGUGAAAACUGUGAGGAAAAUCCAGCACAGUUCCUGUGUAAAACAUGUUCAGGUCAUCUGUGUGACGCAUGUAAGGCAGAGCAUGAAAGGCGAAAAAUAACCCGGAAUCACGAAGUCAUACACCUGACCUCAGAGAAAGGGGAUAUAAUGGAACGGUUGUAUUGUUCAAAGCACAGAAACGAAAAGCUGAAGUGUUACUGCUCUCCCUGCCAGACUCCAGUAUGUACCCACUGUCUGUUGGAAACUCAUAAUUGUCAUGAAGUGGAAAAUCUGGCUAUUGUCUACAGCAGAAUCCAAGACGAACUUCUAAAAGACAAGAAGGAGAUAGAACUAACACUUCUGCCGAAAUAUAAAGAAAUGUUAGCGAAGGAAACUGAAAAGGAAGCGAAUAUAUCAAAGCGAAUUGACGAAGUGGAAAAACAAAUAGAGGAUCAUACAGACAAUAUAAUCAAACGAUUCACAGCAAUCAAAGAGAAUUGGGUACAAGACCUUCGACAAGAGAAGGAAAAGGCACAAAAGUCGGUUGCGAAAUCCAAAACUGAAAUCGAGAGACGAAUAAAAGCAUUAAACGAAAUUAAAACCCAAAUAUCAAACAACUUAGGUGCAAGGCCAGGGAUUAUAUUUUUCAAAGCUACAGAUGACAACAGCUUAUACAAAAUGCGACGAUUUCCAAAUGCAAUUGAAUACAAACUCGGUAACUUUUCUCCCGGUGACAUUGAUCAAAUAACACGGGAUAUUGACUUUGGGAAAGUCCCUACAUAUAAUAUGAGGAGUUUAUCACAAUAUGGUCUCUUGUUGUCAUCUCACCAUGACAUAUUCCAGAAAAGCAAUCCCUUUUUUAGGGCAUUUUUCCUAGAUGAAAAGUAAUUUUAGAUGGUGAUAUUUGAUUAAACAAAUGCAAUGAUUAUAUAUUGUUAGUUUAGUGGCAAACUGUAAGAACUUUCUUUGCAACGAUAACGUUUUCAUCAAAUGAAAUUUCGCCUUUAUUUUCUUGCUGAAUAAUACGCCAUUUUCAUUUUCCGGCGGACUUAAGGCAAAGACCAUACGUUGAAAUUUAAAUUGCUUUGAAAAAUUUUUUUUUGGCAGAUGUUUUCCAAGAUCACUUGACUGACAAAAAUCAGUAAUGUACUUUUACUCAAAAACUAUAAAAGGAUUUCAAAAUCAUGGUUUAUAUAUAUAUAUAUAAAUAUAUAUAUAUAUAUAUAUAUAUAUAUAUAUAUAUAUAUAUAUGGUGACAUACAUUUAUUAAUGGUAAAUAUCUGUUGAACACUCACCUCAAACUGUUUCAAGUUAAGUAUGACAGUUUUCUUUCUUUACAGAAGGUCAAAGUAUGGUAUAUUUUUCGAAAUAUUUCUCACAUGUAACCUUCGUUACUGAUUUCUUGACAUGAUAAUAUAUUAAGAUAUACAUUAAUUGUCCAUGUAUUAUUCCCUAACUUGUAUUGGAAUUAACUGAGCAUAUAUAUUUUGUUGAUUUGCGAAAGACAAUAAAUACAAGAAGAAAAUAUUUAAUCAA